This is a messenger RNA of Closterium sp. NIES-65, 1797 nucleotides long. NCBI's taxonomy places the organism in Eukaryota, Viridiplantae, Streptophyta, Zygnematophyceae, Desmidiales, Closteriaceae. The record is from the annotation of a GenBank genome assembly.
AUGAAGAACCUGAACAAGGUGAAGCUGGUGGACGCCUCUUUCAUCUGGACCGAGCCCAUUCUCUCCCUCCCCCCCCCCCCCCUGACUGCGUACUGUGUGUGUGUGUUACUAUGUCACCCGGUAACCCGGCUGCAACAACAGCGCAUGAAGAACCUGAACAAGGUGAAGCUGGUGGACGCCUCUUUCAUCUGGACCGAGCCCAUUCUCUCCCUCCCUUUCCCCCCCCUGACUGCGUACCGUGUGUGUGUGUGUUACCAUGUUACCCUGCUACAACAACAGCGCAUGAAGAAUCUCAACAAGGUGAAGCUGGUGGACGCCUCCUUUAUCUGGACCGAGCCGCAUUCCAAGAGAAUCAAAAUCAAGGUGACAAUACAGAAGGAAGUUCUCAGUGGCGCUGUGCUGCAGCAGACGUUCGUGACGGAGUACGUGGUGGAGGAUCACAUGUGUGACGCGUGCACGCGGUCAGCUGCCAAUCCCGACCAGUGGGUGGCGGUGGUGCAACUGCGGCAGAAGGCAGAGCACAAGCGCACGUUUCUGUUUUUGGAGCAGCUUAUAUUGAAGCACGGGGCUGACGCCAACACCAUCAACAUCCGCCAGGUGCACGACGGCAUUGACUUUUACUACGCCAACCGCUCGCACGCGCAGAAGUUUGUUGACUUUGUGUCAGCCGUGGUGCCAGCUCAGCACCGCAGCGACAAGCAGCUGGUGUCUCAUGACAUCCACACGGCCUCGUACAACUACAAGUACACUUUCUCGGUGGAGAUUUGUCCUGUUUGCAAAGAAGAUCUCAUCUGUCUCCCCCCGAAAGCCGCCAACGCGUGUGGCACGGCGGCCAACCCUCUAGUCCUCUGCAUCCGCGUCUCCAACUCCCUCCAGCUGCUCGACCCCUCCACCCUGCACGCUAUCUACCUCGACUCGAACCAGUACUGGCGCUAUGGCUUUAAGCCCCUGCUCUCCUCGCGACAGCUCGUGGAAUAUGUGGUGCUUGAUGUUGAGACAGUGGGCGGCGGUGGGGGAUGGGGCGGCGGAGGGGGAGGCGGAGGCGGAGGCGGAGGCGGAGGGGGAGGGGGAGGGGGAGGGGGAGUGGGGGGAGUGGGGGGAGCGCCGCACAAGGCGGGGGUAGGGGCGUUGGGGAAGUUUGUGCUGGCAGACGUGCAGGUGGCUCGGGUGGCGGACUUUGGGAAAAAUGAUGUGAUUUUCACCGCGCGCACGCACCUGGGGCAUCUGCUUAGGCCAGGGGACUAUGCGAUGGGGUAUGACCUGCACGGGGCCAACCUCAACAGCGAUGAUCUGGCCAGGUACAGCAACAGAGCCACUCUCCCCGACGUGAUCCUCGUGCGCAAGAGCUACGAGGAGAAGCGCAAGAAGCGGCGCGGCAAGCCGCGAGCGUGGAAGCUGAAGCAGCUUGACAUGGAAGUGGAUGGGGGCGCCGGGGGAGGAGGAGCAGAGAGAGGAGAACGAGGAGGAGGUGGUGGGGCGAAGGGACGGAUCGACGAGGAGAGGGAUGCGGCGGAUAAAGAGAGGUUUUUGGAGGAGUUGGAGGAGGAUGCGGAUAUGCGGUCGCGGAUUGCUGUUUACAGGGACCCGGCUUAUGUGGCGCCGGUGGCAGGAGGAGGAGCGAGAGGAGGGGAUGAGAUGGUGGAUGCUGGGGAGGAGGAUGAGGAGGAGGAUGGGGAGGAGGUUCCGGAGAUUCCGCUGGAAGAGCUGCUGUCGGAUUUGAGGAUUGGUGGGGCGGAUGGGGAGGAGGAGGAGGAGGGAGAGGUGGGGGAUGACGAGGAUGAUCUGAUGGAGACAUGA